Molecule: messenger RNA, 1840 nt
Organism: Cuscuta campestris
Lineage: Eukaryota; Viridiplantae; Streptophyta; Magnoliopsida; Solanales; Convolvulaceae
Source: the annotation of a GenBank genome assembly
ACACGAAGAGUCACCUACUUUAUCUCAAAUAGAGAAGGCGGAGUAAGAACCUCGGUAUUGUCAUCCGAAUAAAGGAUCUUCCAAGAACCCUAACAAUCAAGUCUCACAAACUUGAGCAAAAAAAAACAAGAAAGACGAAGAUGGUGAGAAUCAAGCAUGCACUCCCGAAACGAUGGAAGGGAAGAUCUGCACUAAAAAGAGAACUCUGGGCAAAACAUCGCUGGAUGCGUCUACUGGCUUCAAAGGACGCACAACAAACCGAUGGUCAUCUUCAUACACAGGCGGCAGAAGAAGACGAAGAAAAUCUCCCACAACCCAAUCUGGAAGAAUCAAGCAUGGAGCAACCAGAUUCAAGAUCUGUAGACGCUGAAGUCAGAAAAGACACAGAAGAUGAUGUGAUUCUACACCCUGUAACCACAAUCUCAGAAACACUCUACCUAGAGCACACAGUCACUCAACAAGAAGAGAACAUGCAAAGCAAAAAGAAGGAAGAUCUGCAGUCAGAGAAGGAAAUACCAGAGAUUGUGGAUGAAGAACCUUUACUAGCAUGCUCAGAUGUGCCUUUUGAAUAUCUACAAUUCACAACUCCAGCAUCCAAGAAAGCAAUGGCGAAACGCACUGGAUCCAGAUGGUCGCUGCGCCAAAAGGCAAAGGAGAAUCAAGAAUCAGAAGGGAUUGAAGAAAUUCAAACAAAAGAAGUGAAAAAGAAGGAACUAAAGCGGAAGGAGAAAGCAACGGAUGACCAGGAGGAGAGCUCAAAGAAGCAGAAAACAUCAUCUUCCUCAGCAAAGCACAUAAUCAGAAGUCAGAUCAACCAAAGGAAAAAUGCAAAAGCAGAAAAGUCACCCAAACCAGGGAAGUUUUCUAAACAGCUGUUUGUUUCAUCAAUUACUAGCUCAUACAUGUCUGAAAUUGCCAAGAAAACCAUUCUGCCACAAAGAAGUAUUGAUGUUGAGGAUUUUGAAGCAAAAACAAACUUAAUCCCUGUGCUGAAAAAGUGUAAUUUGCUUAAAUCAAUUACUUUGCCUGGUUCCUAUGUGAGAAAAGUCAUUCAAGAGUUUUACUGCAACUUGUCUGAGGGUUGCAACAUUCACACUAACUCUUCAUACCACAAAGUGUUUAUGAGAGGGAAAACCUUUGAUCUGUCCCCUACCAAAAUCAAUCAGUUUCUAAACAUAAAACCUCCCUCCUCUGAAUUCAAUGUGAAUGAAAGACAAGUCUGGACUGACCUCACAAAUGGUGAGCGUAUAUCUCAAUCCACCAAGUCAAAAGUGUCCUCGUCCAUCCUCAAAAAUUCCUAUGCCAUACUGUUCAGGAUCAUAAGCUUUGCAUCUGAGAGGGCCAAACAGAAUUCUAAUGGGCUUCCUUAUCCUCUUCUUAUUUAUCAAAUGCUCAAAUCUCAGAAACUUGUAGUUGCAGAUGAAGAAGAACCUGCUCCUCCUCUUCUCCAGGUUGAUUUAAGGCACUUUGAAGGAAGACAUUACAAUGACAUGGCAACAAGGGAAGAACAGAAGACAGCCCCAUCAAUUCUUCAGUCAAACUUUUCAAAAACAGCUUUCAUCAAAGGAGAAAUUCAGCUGCUGCAAGAGAAGAUUGAGGAAUACAAGAAGCUGAUCGAAGAAGCUGAAAUCAAAAAGAAAAAAUGGGCCAUUAUCAUAUCAUCUCUGGACACCACACCAGAUGAAGUUGCUAAAUCUCUGGGGGGGAAGUCCAAGCAAGAUGAGUCAGAUGAUGCUGCAACACAGGGGGAGCAAAGUGAAGAUGAUGAAGCCACUUAGGAAGGAGAGGACAACGCAGAUGCAGAGGAUGAUAACCUAGCAAAUGAAGAGUCAGACUUUGA